Molecule: messenger RNA, 1842 nt
Organism: Ambispora gerdemannii
Lineage: Eukaryota; Fungi; Glomeromycota; Glomeromycetes; Archaeosporales; Ambisporaceae
Source: the annotation of a GenBank genome assembly
AUGUCUGAUGCAGAACAAUUUGCCUUCCAAGCUGAAAUUUCUCAGCUUAUGUCCAUUAUUAUCAACACCUUCUACUCAAAUAAAGAAAUUUUUCUUCGUGAGUUAAUUUCCAACGCCUCCGAUGCCUUGGACAAAAUCCGAUAUGAAUCACUCACAGAUCCAUCAAAGCUCGAUACUUGUAAAGAACUCUACAUCAAAAUUACACCAGAUAGAGAAAAUAAAGUGUUAUCCAUCCGAGAUACGGGUAUUGGAAUGACCAAGGCCGAUCUCGUCAAUAAUCUUGGUACUAUUGCUCGAUCGGGUACAAAAUCCUUUAUGGAAGCACUCCAAUCCGGCGCUGAUAUUUCCAUGAUUGGUCAAUUCGGUGUUGGUUUCUAUUCAGCCUACCUGGUCGCCGAUCGUGUACAAGUCAUUACCAAGCAUAACGACGACGAGCAAUAUAUCUGGGAAUCAGCAGCUGGUGGAUCAUUUACGAUCGCUCGCGACACGAUCAAUGAACCACUUGGACGAGGCUCAGAAGUGAGGCUCUACUUGAAAGAAGAUCAACUUGAAUAUCUUGAAGAAAAGCGAAUUAAAGAAGUUGUCAAAAAGCAUUCCGAAUUCAUUGAAUUGAACAAAUCCAAACCUUUAUGGACGCGAAAUCCAGAUGAUAUCAAGAAUGAUGAGUAUGCUGCUUUCUAUAAAUCAUUAACCAACGAUUGGGAAGAUCACUUGGCGUGUAAGCAUUUCUCAGUCGAAGGACAACUAGAGUUCCGUGCCAUUCUUUUUGUUCCUCGUCGUGCACCAUUUGAUCUCUUCGAGACUAAAAAGAAGCGAAAUAAUAUCAAAUUAUAUGUACGCCGGGUCUUCAUUAUGGAUGAUUGUGAAGAUUUGAUUCCCGAAUAUCUCAACUUUGUUAAGGGAAUUGUCGAUUCGGAAGAUCUUCCACUCAACAUUUCCCGUGAAAUGCUUCAACAAAACAAGAUUUUGAAGGUUAUCCGCAAGAAUCUUGUAAAGAAAUGUAUGGAAUUGUUCACUGAAAUUGCAGAAGACAAGGAAAACUUCAACAAAUUUUAUGAAGCAUUCGCCAAGAAUAUCAAAUUGGGUAUACACGAAGAUUCGCAGAAUCGCGCAAAAUUAUCCGAAUUCCUUCGCUACUAUUCGACCAAAUCCGGAGACGAAGUGACUUCUCUUAAAGAUUAUGUCACUCGUAUGCCAGAAAAACAAAAGUCUAUCUAUUAUAUUACCGGCGAAAAUCGUCAAGCAGUCGAGGCUUCACCUUUCAUCGAAGUAUUGAAAAAGAAAGGUUAUGAAGUCUUGCUCAUGAUUGAUCCAAUUGAUGAAUACGCUGUUUCUCAGCUCAAAGAAUACGAUGGAAAGAAACUCGUCAACAUCACCAAAGAAGAAAUUCUCGGUGAUAAAAUUGAAAAGGUCACUGUUUCUAAUCGUAUCUCCGAAUCACCUUGUGUACUUGUAACUGGUCAAUAUGGAUGGUCAGCCAACUUUGAACGUAUCAUGAAAGCUCAAGCUCUUCGUGACUCAAGUAUGGCAUCCUAUAUGGCCUCGAAAAAGAUUAUGGAAAUUAAUCCUCAUCAUGCAAUCGUCAAAAACCUUAAAGCAAAAGUUGAAGUUGACAAGAAUGACAAAACUGUAAAAGAUUUGACUUGGUUAUUGUUUGAAACUUCUCUUUUACAAUCCGGUUUCACUCUUGAUGAACCUUCUUCCUUCGCCGAGAGAAUCUUCAAAAUGAUUAAACUCGGCCUUGAUAUCGGUGAUGAGGGUGAUACUGCGGAGCCGAUCGAAGAAGACGUUCCUCCACUUGCCGAAACUACUGAAUCUUCUCAAAUGGAAGAAGUAGAUUAA